GUAAAAGGGCGGUGUUUAGUGGCGCCGCCCGCGGGAGAAUUUGAACGGUCCCGCGAGAAAGCGCCAAAUUGGAGAGAUGGAUUCUUCGUUACCAGUUUGAAACCGAGAAUUUUAGGACUCUUGUGAAUUAUAAAAUAAUACAACAUGACAAAACGCGAGGCUUUUCUACAAGCUGUACUUAAUGGUGCCACUGAUGACUUCUUGCAUUUCAUCCAGCUUCAUAAGGAUGCCAGUGAUCCGUUUGACCUGAACGAGCGGCUUCAAGAAAUGUCAAGGAAACAGAAAGAAGCAUUAUGGGAGAAGUUAAAGCAAAUGUUAGCCCAAGUUUUGGUGGAAGAUCCAGUAGAAGCAUGGCAGAGAGGGAGUGAAGAUGGUGAGGAUGACAUGGAAACUGAAACAGCCUCUAAAAAGGAACAAUCCAUAGCUGUGAUUCAAGGCGUGACAACUGUAGUCACCACUUCCAUACCUAUAGCCGAUGAAAAUAUAAAUUACCAAUCUCUUUUGGAAUGUGCUUUGAUAUUAAACGGCAUUAUUUCUGCUUUACCUGACACUGAAAAAUCGUUGUUGAGAGCCCUCCAGGACCUGUGUGAACAGUGGUGGACAAAGGGACUGAAUGGGAAGGAACAAUUUGGGAAAACCACUUUCGUCCACUUUUUGAAAUGCAGCCUUGAGAAGAAAACAGUUGCGGGAGCAGAUAUAGUCCGCUUAUGGCACUUUCAUCGGGCCUUACUGUGUUUCGAUUACGAUUCAGAGGAGAGUAACGAAGUGAAGGAUUUGUUACUUCGAUGCUUUAUGAGUGUUUGGCAUAUGAAAAAAGAAGAGGGAAGAAGAUUCCUGAGCUUUGUUUUCACGUGGAAUGUCAACUUCAUUAAGCUGAUACACGGGACUGUGAAAAACCAGUUGCAGUGUUCUCCUAGGUCUUUGGUGACGCAUAUUGCUGAAAUUUAUUUCCGAGCAUGGAAGAAAGCUUCAGGGGAGAUAUUGGAGGUAAUUGAACACAGCUGCAUCCAGGAUUUCAUGCAUCAUGCAAUUCAUCUUCCCAGGAAUUCACCAUUGCAUCCCAAAGUACGGGAGUUCCUGAGCUAUUUCCACAAACAAACCAAAUCCCGCCAAGGAGUUGAAGAAGUCCUUUACCGGCUUUACCAGCCUAUUCUUUGGAGAUCGCUAAAGGCCAGGAACUCAGAAGUUCGAUCAAAUGCGGCAUUGCUAUUUGUUGAUGCAUUUCCUAUUUUGGAUCCCGGUUUCAACAGAGAAGAUACUGAUAAUGAAAUCCAAAGGCAAUUUGAUGAACUUUUUAGUCUCUUGGAGGAUCCUCAGCCUCUGGUUCGCUCAACAGGAGUGCUUGGCGUUAGUAAAAUAGCAUUCAGAUAUUGGGAAAUGAUUCCUGCAACUGUGCUGGCUGAUCUUUUAAAAGCUGUCAUUGAAAAGCUUGCUUUUGAUACCUCGUCAGCAGAUGUCCGGUGCUCUGUUUUUAAAUGCUUGCCUAUAAUUUUGGACAACGCACUAAGCCACCCGUUAUUGGAACAGCUACUGCCAGCUCUGAAAUACAAUCUCCAUGACAAUUCGGAGAAAGUUAGAGUGGCUUUUGUUGAUAUGUUGCUGAAAAUUAAGUCUGUCAAGGCUGCUAAGUUUUGGAAAAUCUGUUCGAUAGACAGUCUCUUAAUCCGCCUUGAGAUGGACUCGCGCCCCGUGUCGCGGCGCCUAGUAAGUCUCCUGUUCAGCUCCUUUUUCCCCACCAAUCAGUCAGAAGAAGUCUGGUGCGAGCGCUGUGUUGCGUUGAUCCAGAUGAAUCCGGCCGCAGCCAGGAAGUUCUAUCAGUACGCGUACGAGAACACAACCCCAACCAACAUAGCUAAAUUGAUGCUUACCAUUCAGAGGUGUUUGAACGCCUGCAUCCAGCAGGGAUUAAAGGCAUCCGACAGCGGUGAUGAAGACAGCGAAAAAGAAAACAUGAGUAUUUCGGAUAAUGUGUUAUCCAUCGAUGAUGUGCCUUCUAUGGCUGGCUUGCUCGAAGUCGUCGUGAUUCUCUGGAGAAGUAUUCGCAAAGCGCUUGAUAGUAACGAAGGUGGAAAAAAUCAUAUUGUUCAAAAAUUUGCAUCGGUACUUCCAGAAUAUUUAAAGAUAUUUAAGGAUGAACGUUGUACAGCACCCAUAAUUAUUAUAGCAUCUUUCAUGACGCCUGCAAGUAUUCCUACAUUCAGUUGCGGUGUAAUCUCUAAACUGAAGAAUCUGGAAAAUGGUACAACUGAAAAUAAAUACUCUCCCCUGCUUGACUGUCUGUGCCGUUGGGGAAAAGUUGGCCACGUUCUUGAAUUAAUCUGUGAUUGGUUGGCUGCUGAGCCAAGCAGGAGAGAGAGUAACGGGGUAUCUGAACGGCGAGUACGUAUCCAAGAAACACAUGAAUCGAAACCAGAAUUGGCACUUGAUUAUAUAGAGUAUUUGCUGACGCAUUAUAUGAAUCGGAAUUGUCUGUUGUCAUUGCCCAAAGAGAAGCUGAACCAACUUCUGAAAGUUCUUGAAGCUGCAAAAGAUGACCUGGAGUCUUAUAUUCGAGAAAGUGAUGCAAGGUCUCCCGGCUUUUGCAAACCAACUGCAUUGAGAGCCUUUGGCCUAUACUGUAGGUUGAACAUACAUCUUCAAUACAAGUUUGCCUCGGAUGGUCAGGAUUACCUGUCAGCUUUGGAGGAAACAGGAGCAUGGGUAGGAAAUAGCAUUCUGCCCACUCUUUUAAGAGACAAGGAAGAAGGAAAACACUUCAGUGAAAUCUCUCAGCUCGUGGUCCAGACAUAUCUGACAGUGUGCAAAGAUAUGAUUGCUGUUGGUCUUGGUGAUUCCGAGUUUCAAGAACGCAUUCUGACCAUGGGGGCCAUGCUUCUAGAUGGAGACCGAGGCUGUGUUUUCAUCCCAGUGUUACUUGGCAUCCUGACAGAGAUGGUUGAGGCUUCCUUGGCCCCUAACGCUGACAGUGAAUGUUUGGUGGUGGAAGUUCUUAACAAUAUUCAGAAAAUGUUCCAGAAGAUUUUAGAAUGCAUGGCACUCAGGCUCAGGAGACAUCAGGAAGAAGGGAUUCAGUUAAUUCACUCUGUUCAAGAGCCUCUUGGGAAGUUCAUACAUAUGGUUCAGAAUUGUAGUUGGACUUGCCCGACUGUUCAUCACGGGGUCCUUUCUUCCUUGUUAGCUGCAGCAGUAGUUGAGACAGGCUACACCCUGCAGCACAAGGCAUCAAAUCCCGAAGAGCUGACUCCACCAAAGUCUCUUUCGGACCUUCCCCCACUUUCAAGCACUUUAAUGACAAUCAUGAAUAAGUCAGUAAACAUGGUCAAGUCUUUUUUGAAGGAGUUGAUGGAAUCUAUUGAAUCUGAAGAAAUCGAAGGGAUCAUUAGCCUUACAGCAACUGUUUAUAUUGUUGCUUUAAUUAAAGGUAAGAAAAAGCCUUCAUAUGUAAAAGAUGUCGCAUCUGCCCUUCAAAGAAAGCUAGUGACAUACAGUGAGAUUACAAAGAAAGACGUUGGUAAUGUGCAAAGGACCCUGUAUGAAACUGCUGUGCACACUUUAAAUGAAAAUUUCAGUCCUUGACUGUAUAAUGAUUUGUAAAUCAAAGAAACAAGAAAAAAGAGGCCUUCAACCCUUCCCAAGAAGCAAACUUCUCAUCUGUACAGUAUCUUAACCUUUUGGAACCUCAAAACUUCUAUUUUGAUUGGUGCUUCCUUUGGCAGUCAGCACAGAUAAUAUUGAAAGCUAAAUGGCAUACUUGUUAUAUAAAAACUACAGAGAAACUUUCUCAAAAUGCUAAAAUAUUUUUGUAUCUUUUAUUAAAGAUGGCUAAUAUACUUCAUCUAUAAAAA
Anolis sagrei ordinatus is the source of this 3845-nucleotide messenger RNA. It is a transcript of the gene NCAPG2, whose product is annotated as non-SMC condensin II complex subunit G2. NCBI's taxonomy places the organism in Eukaryota, Metazoa, Chordata, Lepidosauria, Squamata, Anolidae. Gene Ontology annotation, biological process: mitotic sister chromatid segregation. Gene Ontology annotation, cellular component: condensin complex; nucleus. The record is from RefSeq and is a predicted model, not a curated record.